AUGGCACUGCCUUGUUCCCUACUUGCAUGCUACUUCAAGAUCCUGGUCUUUGACUUGGCUUUCUCACCAAAUCUUAAUCCUCCCGUUUAUGAUCCGACCAAAUAUGCAUCUCUCGACGGCCAUGCUCAAGACUUGACGUCCCUUCAACUUCAACAACACUAUAUACAUUGGUCAUUCCAUGUCUGCUGUGAUUGGAUGCUUAGCUGCAACGAAGAAUCCACAGCUCUUUCAACAUCUAAUCCAGCGUGGAGGUUCUUCAAGCAAAAUUAUUCAGGUUGGGCUCACAGCUUUGCUCCAAUUGCUGUGGGGGUGAACGACCCGAAUGCUAUUGUUCAGUUUGAGAGCAAUUUGGGGAGGAUGAAACCAGAAGUUGCUCUAAGUGUUGCUGAAACAGUUUUCCUGAGUGAUAUAAGAUGGGUUCUGCCACGAGUUCUGGUGCCUUGCCCAAUAAUUCAGUGUCAGAAGGACGAUAUUGUCCCAAAUUCUGUUGCGUUUUACAUGAAGAGCAAGCUGGGUGUCCAUGCUUCGGAUUUUCGAGACACAAGGUCAUCUUCCUCAGCUCACAGCUCACUCGUUAUUGUUGAGAGUUCUCAAGAAAUCUGUCAACAACGUGAUCGAAACAGAAAAGAGGCUUAUUCAAAGUUUGACUGA
Neltuma alba is the source of this 651-nucleotide messenger RNA. RefSeq names its product strigolactone esterase RMS3-like. The coding region runs from base 1 to 651 and encodes 216 amino acids. The transcript is spliced from 2 exons. NCBI's taxonomy places the organism in Eukaryota, Viridiplantae, Streptophyta, Magnoliopsida, Fabales, Fabaceae. The record is from RefSeq and is a predicted model, not a curated record.